This is a messenger RNA of Lontra canadensis (Northern American river otter), 1134 nucleotides long. RefSeq names its product translation initiation factor IF-2-like. The transcript is spliced from 3 exons. Lineage: Eukaryota; Metazoa; Chordata; Mammalia; Carnivora; Mustelidae. The coding region runs from base 1 to 972 and encodes 323 amino acids. The record is from RefSeq and is a predicted model, not a curated record.
AUGGCGGCCGCACGACUUCCCGCUCCCAGCCUCGGAGCCCGGAGGUGCAAGGGCCACUUUCCCUUUCAUUAUCGGAGUCCAGCGCAGGCUGGGGGCCGCGGCUCCGAACCUAAGCGGGAGGGCCCGCGGCAGCGACGGAGGCGAGCGGGAGCGGGCGUGCGGCCGGGCUCCGCAGCCCCGCGCCGCGCCCCGCGAGCCCGGAGCUCGCGCCCCGCGCACUCCCCGGCCGGCUCGCGCCGGGCCCUCCCCCGCCCUCCCGCGGCCGGGGGCGGGGGCGGCGCGCGGCCGGCUCCCGAGCUCCGCGGGCGCACCCGGGAGUGCGAGCGCGGGGGUCCCGGCCGCCUCCUGGGCAGGCAGCUAGGGGCGGCGCGGAGGGACCCGCGGCUCGGAGGGGCGGCGCCCGGCGGGCCGCGCUCUGCGCCGGGCUCGGGGCCGUCCCCACCCCCACCCCCACCGCGGUGCACUGCGGCGGUGCGAGCGGGAGCGGCCAUGAACUCCGCCGCCGAGGCUCGGCGAGCGCGCGCGCGGGGCCGUCGCCGCCGCCGCCGCCCGGCCGCUGCCGGAGCCCGCUCGCCGGCCUGCGCGGCCCCUAGGGCGCCAGGUCCCCACGCCCGGCCCGGUCCCGUCCCCAGCCCGACCCCGUUCGCACCGCACCGCUGGCGGCCGCCCGCACAUCCUGGAACUGGCUGGUGCCCCAGAGCUCGGCGAGAACGCGCGUCUUCCGGGCCGCUCCUUCGCGCCGGCGGCCGGCCGCCCCCGCGCCCCCGCGCCCGCCUCGCGGAUAGCCCGGGCCCCUUCCGCACCCCCGGCCCGCGCUUACCUGCAGCCUGGCACAGCCACAGACACUCGCCGUGGGCUCCCCGCGCUCACUGCAAGCAGGCCGGGGACGGGUUGGACGCGGGGCGCGGGGGCACGGAAUGCUGUCACUCUGUGUGGAUUUCUCUGUCCAGCUACUCUGCUGGGAGCACCUAAUUUCUCAUGUGGGAUGCCCACAGACUCCUCCGGCCUGGAACCUGCUUCUGAGGAUUGUGAGGCCUGAUGUGUGGGGUCUGUGGCAUAGAAUCCUGAGUGCCAAGGAUUAGGGUGCUUAUGAGCAGCCCCCAGGGAUGUUUGGAAAUGUGAAGUCAUUUGGGG